AUCCAUCGGAACAUCACUGGAGUUGAGGCUUCAGAACUUCUGAUGACGGAGGGCAGAGAUGGCAGCUUCCUCAUCCGACCAAGUUCAUCCAGUGCAGAUCAUCUCACACUGUCAGUCAGAAGAAAUGACGAAGUGAUCCACAUCAAAAUUCAACAGACCGACGACUUCAUUGACCUCUACGGCGGGGAACAGUUUGCCAGUUUACCACAGCUGAUAGAUUACUACGUGAAUGGAUUAGGUAGAGGAAAUCUGAGGGAAAGUAACGGAAAAGUUAUUCAUCUUGAAAAUCCACUUCCCGCGCAAAAAUAUCGCGGGGAAAGGUGGUUUCACGCAAACUUGACAUGUACAGAAUCGGAAGUUAUGUUGAAGAACUUGAAGAAAGAAGGCUCUUUUCUCAUUCGCGAAAGUUCCAAAAAAUCUGGCCAGUUCGUACUUUGCUAUCUAAACAAGGAUCACGAUGUUAUUCACAAUCAGAAUAAUUUAUCCCUGUUGCAUUCACGACUCCAGAAAGGAUUGUACAGUAUUGGAGAUGGAUUGAAUUGCUUCCCGUCGCUGACAGAACUCGUAGACUACUAUCGUACUCACGAUUUGGUCGUCAUGUUUAAGAAAAACAACAAUUACUCUUUUAGGCUGCAGAAGUCUUGUGUAGCUGGCGCGACUGCAAUCCAAAACCUGGAAUCCAAGAUUGCAGAACUUGAAAAGGAAUUUGACGACAGAGACAAAAAGAGGAACGGGUUUUGGGAGGAAUUUGAGACGAUGGAGCACAACGAGGCGAGCAACAAACCGAUGACAGCCGGCUACGCACCCGAGAAUAAAGUUAAAAACCGCUACAGAAAUAUACUGCCUUAUGAUGAUACGAGGGUAAAGUUACUGAACGUCAACCCGUCUGAACCAGGCUCUGAUUACAUUAACGCUAACUACAUUAAUGCCAGACAGACACUACCACACAUCCACAAAAGUUACAUAGCCUGUCAGGGCUGUGUCAAGGUGACCAUUCAUGAUUUUUGGAACAUGGUCUGGCAAGAAAAUGUCAACAUCAUCGUCAUGACUACUGAACUGAUUGAAAACGGAAAGAACAAAUGCUUUUUGUAUUGGUCAGAAACAGCGGAACCUCUAAUGGUCGACCUGUACAAAGGACCACUAUCGGUUACCACAGAAUCGUCUACUGACUACAAAGACUACACUUUGCGUGUGUUCACGCUGUUCCAUAAUAACGUUUGUUUUCAAAAACGAACAGUUUACCAGUACCAUCACCGUAAAUGGCCCGACAAGUGCACUCCCAAAGAUGCCACUGGGGUGGUGGAGUUUGUGUUGGAGAUCAACAGGCAGGCGGGUAAGAUAUCGCAAAAUAAUCAAUCCUCCCCCUGGCUUAUUCAUUGCAGUGCCGGCAUAGGGAGGACAGGUACAUUUAUACUCAUUGACCUCAUCAUCAACCAAAUACAUCGGGAAGGAUUGGGCUGCAUCAUAGACAUUCCAAAACUCCUGAUGGAUAUUCGAAAUCAGCGGGCGGGAUUGGUGCAAACGGAGAAGCAAUACACGUUCGUGUACAAAGCCGUGCUUCUUUACGUUACUAAAUAUAACGUACGUUAA
Messenger RNA from Helobdella robusta, 1590 nucleotides. RefSeq lists its product as hypothetical. The annotation marks the transcript as partial. Gene Ontology annotation, biological process: protein dephosphorylation. Lineage: Eukaryota; Metazoa; Annelida; Clitellata; Rhynchobdellida; Glossiphoniidae. The record is from RefSeq and is a predicted model, not a curated record. The transcript has 11 exons. Gene Ontology annotation, molecular function: protein tyrosine phosphatase activity.